AUGAAGCUCUCCUUGGUUCUCCAUCUGGUCUGUGUGUCUGCGGCCUUGCUGUGGAGCCGCGGCUGUGGUGCCACACCCUUCCCCUUCAACAUAUCUGCGGAGGGCAGUGGGGAUGGUGAACCAGAAAUCCUGGUCCCUACACCCUACUCCACCCGUGGCCCCGCCCCUGUGUCUCCCACCGCCCGCAUCACCAACGCCACCCGCAUCAAGAACUUCAUCCUCAACGAGCUGGUGGACUUCCUGAGGGAGAACCUGCUGCUCAUCAUCGUGGUCUCCUCCCUGCUCAUCGUCAUCAUCUUCAUCGUCUGCUGUGCCUCCGUCAUGAGCCACAAGCGUAAGCUCAAUGCCUACUACCCCUCAUCUUUCCCGGCCAAGAAGUAUGUGGACCAGAAGGACAAGAGUGGGGGCACCAGGACCUUCAAUGAGAUUCCUGAGAGGGCUCGCGACUCCCACCAGGGGGGGCCAGUGGACUCCACUAAACAGUUCCAGACAGACAUCAAGACAGGGACCAAGAACUUGAGGACUCCCUCCAAGGCAUUGGUUGGGGAUAAAGAGGGAAAGGACCUCAAGGCAAAGCAUUCCGAGGCUGAGAAGCGACAAAAGGAGACACCCAAGGAAGAGGAGGCUGCUCCCAAGAAAGAGAAAGAGGAAGAGAAAGAGAAAAAGAAGGAGGAGGUGAAAAGUAUCGAAACCAAGGCUAGUCCCAGCCCAAACCAGCCGCUGGUUUGUACGUGCCAUCUGAGGAAUGCCAACCCUCCUAAGCAGGACACAGACAAAGAGGGAGCUCCGUCUGGACCAGUGGCCUAA
Molecule: messenger RNA, 807 nt
Organism: Megalops cyprinoides (Indo-Pacific tarpon)
Lineage: Eukaryota; Metazoa; Chordata; Actinopteri; Elopiformes; Megalopidae
Gene: tmem119a
Product: transmembrane protein 119a
Exons: 1
Coding region: 1-807 (268 amino acids)
Biological process (GO): ossification; positive regulation of osteoblast differentiation; positive regulation of osteoblast proliferation
Cellular component (GO): plasma membrane
Source: RefSeq, a predicted model, not a curated record